Molecule: messenger RNA, 2137 nt
Organism: Puntigrus tetrazona (Sumatra barb)
Lineage: Eukaryota; Metazoa; Chordata; Actinopteri; Cypriniformes; Cyprinidae
Product: protein quaking
Exons: 4
Coding region: 31-483 (150 amino acids)
Molecular function (GO): RNA binding
Source: RefSeq, a predicted model, not a curated record
GGUACAUGCAACGAGGACAGUCUGAAGAAGAUGCAGCUGAUGGAACUGGCCAUUCUCAACGGCACCUACAGAGACGCCAAUAUCAAAUCACCUGCCCUUGCAUUCUCUCUUGCAGCGAGUGCCCAGGCUCCACGGAUCAUCACCGGCCCAGCGCCUGUCCUGCCGCCCACCGCCUUGCGCACGCCUACGCCUGCAGGGCCCACCAUCAUGCCCCUCAUCCGCCAGAUCCAGACCGUCAUGCCCAAUGGCUCGGCCCACCCGGCAGCUGCCACCCUAGUGCCGCCCGGUCCAGAGUCGGGCCUGAUUUACGCGACGCCCUAUGAGUACCCCUACACACUGGCCCCCGCCACCUCCAUCCUGGAGUACCCUAUCGACUCCAGCGGGGUUUUAGGUGCGGUGACAACUAAAGUUCGAAGGCACGAAAUGCGCGUCCAUCCUUACCAAAGGGUAGUGACCGCAGACAGAGCCACCACUGGCAACUAACCCCUGACCUUCUGACCUCUCCACCCAAUGAUGACCUGCCCAUUACCUGCCUGCAGAUCACACCUCUGCCCUAAAACGAUUGAAUGAAAGACAAAAAAGAGUAUCUAAGAGCUGUCGCAGGCAGUGGAUAUACAGCUUCCCUAGACCUCACUCGUUGGACGCGGGCGGCAGACGCCCGGACGUUCCUGCCGCUGUAGAUCUGCACUCUUUGUAAGCAAUAAGCAAUAAUGAUUCGCCCCGCGCCCUCUAAAUCAAAGCCAGACCCUCCCAGUUUGCUGUGCAAAAGCCUCCAGCUCAACGAGGAAACGGACCGCCCUUCAUCGCACCCCAAUCGUCGCGAGAGUAACCCUGCAGUCACGGUAAUGAGUCUGAAUGUAACGCAUGACGGCGCGGAUGACGUACCUCUUGCGUGAACUACGACCGCGGCUCGUCACCCGAAAAGCAUUUCAGCUGAAAAUACUAGGAAGAGAAGAGUAUCUCCCUUUCCGGAACGAUCCGACACUUUUCAGUGAACACGCCUCUCUGAGGAUGUAUAAGCCAUGCUUGCCUAUCUGCUGUACAAAUGUAUGAAACCUGUAGAUAAAUGUUCGAAGAGUGACGAAAGAAAACUUGUACAGGAACAAACGCUUUUGUUAUCCUCCAGAGAACGUAUAUUUUUACAAGCCGCUAUUUUGUAUCGUCGAAUAUCGUGAAGAGAACGAAGAAGAAGAAAAAAACACACAUACACACACAAUACCGAACCCUUUAUGAAGUGAAAACAAUCCAGUUUUCUGUAAUUGGAUGUAGACGUGGAUGACCAAAACAACCCUUUCGUUGAACCGAGUUGAUAGGGAAAUAUCGUUCAAGUGCCUUUGUCUUAUCACAGUUCUCAUGAAUGUCAUCAUGAGCGGCGAAUGAGCAGACUGGAGCGUUUCCCAGAAGCAUCGUAAGUCUGCGUAGAUCUGCACAGGCUUACGGUGGACUUGGGAGAUGUAGUCCGGGUCGGUACACACAGCUUUCCCUUCAGGAACCGCGUGAGUGACGUAUCACCAGCCUAAAUCUGCCUUCCUGUUUCGGCUGGAACAGCUCAAUGCUCCAUCCCGGUAUCAAAUCAAGGCCUUUCACACCAUACAAUUACUGUCAAACCGACUCGGGAGUCAAGGUCUAUUUGUCGUCUUCAUUGACUCGUCCUUCAGAAUUAUGGGUAUUUUGCUCACAGUACUUGAAUUAAUUUGCACUUUAGGUAGAUGUUUAGUGCAUUGUAACAGUAUGGUAGUACGGUAUUACAGAUCGCGUACAGGAUACACAGUGUUCGAUGCCAAAAAACAUUUCUUUUAAUCAGUAUUUUUGUCUUGUUUUACAGGAAAAAUAUCUGAAUAGCUUAGAAUAUAUGCAAAUAAAAAGGUUUUGUAUGAUGAAGAGUUUUCAUUCGCACUUUAGAAAAAAAGAGCGUCGUUCUCCGCAUGUAGCGUAUUCAGGUCAGGGGACUAGACUACGUUCACUUUGAAAAGACGCGCUAGCUGAAAGGUGAUCGAGGGCGGGUCAUUUCGGCAAACUUGAUGAACCUGUGAUAUCUUCUUCAGGGUGUAAAAAGGAAAAUAAAAGCUGAACUUUGCAAAAUUAUAAAAAUGUAGUUAUCUGAUUUUUUUUUUUUUUAUGGACUCAGCACCUCCCU